Molecule: messenger RNA, 3583 nt
Organism: Homalodisca vitripennis (glassy-winged sharpshooter)
Lineage: Eukaryota; Metazoa; Arthropoda; Insecta; Hemiptera; Cicadellidae
Product: 6-phosphofructo-2-kinase/fructose-2,6-bisphosphatase-like
Exons: 10
Coding region: 418-1857 (479 amino acids)
Biological process (GO): fructose metabolic process; fructose 2,6-bisphosphate metabolic process
Cellular component (GO): cytosol
Molecular function (GO): fructose-2,6-bisphosphate 2-phosphatase activity; 6-phosphofructo-2-kinase activity; ATP binding
Source: RefSeq, a predicted model, not a curated record
AGCCAGAGACAGAGAAACGUUGUCUAUUUGAGUAGCCGCACAGCAGUAGCAUCGCAGUGUCUUGACGUUCGUGUGCAGUUAUAGUCGGGGCACGAUGAGGGUGUAGUGAAGUGUCGUUUCUCUCUAGUUCAGCCACUCAUAACACUGGCAUCGACGCUUUUCGACACAGUUACUGCUGGAAUGAGGGCAGACUUACAAUCUUUUAUCCGUCACACAUCUUCAGAUCAUUUUUCAGAAUUGUGUUUGUUGUUGGCGUUGCUUUAGUUCGGUUUUGUGAUCUCUAAACCUUAUUUUUUAAAUCUCCUUCCUUCGGAUUGUUUAGCAUUUAUACCUGGGUUUCGUUUUGUUGUUUUCGUUCGUUUUUUUCUACAAAGGUUUGUGAUAAUUUAUACUGUAUUUUAAUUUCCUUUCGCGGAAAUGGCACCGACGAGUUAUUCCAUGUCCAGGAAAGAGUCGGUUGACGAGAAGAUGUCCUGCCCAAAACCUUGUGCCAAAAAAGCAGCUGGUGACAACUUUGCCCCCCUGGUGGUGGCCAUGGUCGGACUGCCAGCUAGAGGGAAAACUGUCCUUUCACACAAACUAAAUCGCUACCUCAACUGGAACGGUCUCAAUUCUAAAGUAUUCAGCAUAAGUUUUUAUCGACGCAAGCACAUCGAGCUUUAUGACAGCCAUGAGAUAUUUAGAACAGAUAAUGAAGAAGCCUAUGAGAUCAUUCAGCAAAGCGCUAAGGAAGCCAUGGAAGAUGCAUUAGAUUUCCUGAAAUCUGAAGGCAGUAUUGCUAUUCUGGAUGGAACGCAUGCUACGCCACAAAUGCGCCAAAAAACUCAGGAUUAUUUUGGCAAACAAUUCAACUUUAAGGUUUUGUUUCUCGAGUGCAUUUGUGAUGAUGAGAUCUUGCUGGACAAAAAUAUAAAGGAAAUCCUGCAGUUCAGCAAGGACUAUCGUCACAUGACCAAGGAGAAGGCGCUGGACGAUUAUCAUCACAAGAUUGAGCACUUCAUGGAGCAGUACGAGACUAUAAACCCUAAAGAAGAAUCAAAAUAUACUUACAUCAAAGUGUUCAAUGGUGGAGAGAACGUAUCAGUACAUCGGUUGAAUGGACCGUAUCAGUCAAUGAUUUUGUCUUUUGUGUCCAGCUACAGACCAGGACCCAAGACUCUAUACUUCUCCAGGCAUGGAGAAAGUGAGUACAACGUAGUAGGACGUAUAGGAGGGGACACAGACCUGUCACCAAGAGGUCGCAUGUACGCUAGCACACUUGCUCGCUACAUUAAUGAUGCAGCCAUCCCUGAACUGCAUGUCUGGACAAGCGAAAAACGCCGCACCAAGCAGACUGCAGCUGGCAUAGCAGCACCCUCUGAGCAUAUAGCCGCUCUCAAUGAACUUGAUGCUGGUGUAUGCGAGGGAUUGAGCUAUGAGGAGAUGCAAGACAAGUUCCCACAAGAGUUUGCAUGGAGGGACCAGGACAAGCUGCGUUACCGGUAUCCAUGGGGAGAGUCGUAUGUAGACAUCAUGGCUCGGCUGGCACCUGUGCUCUUGGAGUUGGAACACGAAAACAACUUGUUGACGAUCAGCCACCAGGCUGUGCUUCGUUGUAUCCUCGGCUACUUCCUCAACAAGAGUUUAGAUGAGCUGCCCUACCUGAACGUCCCUCUGCACACAGUCAUCAAACUGACUACUGAGGGCUACAAGAGUAGCAUUGAGUUCAUCAAACUCAACGUUGAGUGUGUCGAUACAUACAGGAAACAGCCUAAGAACUGCAGUGUUGCCCGUACUGCUGAAGAUGCAUUGCUCACAGUGCCAGCCCACUUCGACAACAUUUGGCCCACCCCCAAGACUCUUAUUGGGCAGCAUUAGAUCAUUGCAGAUGAAGUUUAGUUUAUUUUUCUUAUUUAUAAUCAUUAAAAGAUGUUUGUGUAAAAAACAUUUGUUUCUUCAAUGUUGUUGGUUUGCUUAGCAGUUCAGAUUAGUUGUAGAACUAUAUGUUGUAUUUUUUACACUUUGAAAACUUGUGAAAAUUUAAAAUUAUAUAUACUAGUUGUAUGUUUAAAGAUAUAUUUACACUAUUGUUAUUAAUGUUAUGACAAAUAAAAUUUGUUAUAGACUAAGCAAAUUACAACAAUUCUCAGUUUUAUUGCUUUGUCUAACAGUUGACAUCAAAGUAUUCUAUUGCUGCAUUCGCACAAUACAGGUAAAAGCAGUAAAACUGAAAUGAAGUACGUUAAGAUGUGUACAAAAUGCUCUUAAUUAAUACAUCUUCUGUUGUUUUUCUUACAAGAAUGUAUUGUAAAGAACUUAUUCAGCAUUAUUAAUGGAAUAUAGUUAGGUUACUUUGACGUGCACGAAUUGAUAGAAGAUUGCAUGAAUAGAUCAAAUAAGCAGUCAGUUUUUGUAACAUUACACAAAAGCAAAGUCAAUAGCAACUGUCGAUGGAUUGGAAAAAUACAACUGAGUAAUAACGCCUAAAUGACUACCAAUAAAAUUUUUAUAAAAACCUCUGGAACAAGCCUGAAUGCAUAUUAAAAGAGCUUUAAACAUAAAUGUUAAUAGAAAAUUAUAUUGUAAACAUUCAGUUUUUAACUAAAUAAAAAUCUAAAAACUAAUGGAAAAACAAACAUUUAAAUGAAACCAGUUGUCUCAAAGAUAUUGUGUAUGUUAAAUAUUAAACAUUGCAGUUAGUAUGGGAAUAACAUUUUCUGGAUAUUUAUAUUGUACAGUACUUACAAUUUUCUAUUAAGAAUUCAAUAUUUUAAAAGUUUGUGUCUAUAUAUGAAUUUCAUAAUGGUCCUUACAUCUGAGAUACCUGAGCACAGACACAGACAUUAACAUACGAACUUCAAAUUCAAAUACUAUUUACAAAGCCAUGAUAUUUUCUAUAAUCUAUUUAUAGCUACAUAUAUUUAAUAAAAUAUGUUACAGAAUAAAUAUAAACCGUUUAUUGUAUGACUUCUGAUAUAUCAGAAGUACACAGUAUUCACUACAAAUAUAAACUUACGAAAUAUUGCAAGUUGAUCUCCAAAAGAUUAACUGAUUUUGUAUCCACUUCAAGCUAUAUUUUAGAAAAUUAACAUACUCAAAAACAAAUAUUUUCUUGUCUUGCCUCUAGUUUAUACUUAUUAAAGUAGUUUUCUAAGAAUAUUAUAAUUUGUACUUUUAAAUUUCUGAUCUACUGAAUAAUUGUAAAAUUUAAUAUUAGACGAAACUCAAAAUUUAACUGUGUAUAGUAAUAUUAUAAUUUUUGCAUGACUAUGCUAAAGUAGUCACAUAAAGCAUAAGUAGAUUUACAUGUGUAAAUCAUAAAUUAAGUUAAUAAUUAGGCCUAGAAUUAGAAGUGCAGUUGGUUAAUGUAGUGAUAGUUUUGUGCUCAAGUAAAGUGGUCUUGUGUGAUGGGACGUUCUAAGAAACGCUGUGAAUUAUAUAAGUUUUUCUUUGAAGAUUCAAUGUAUGUUAAAAUAUUUUUAUACCAUUGCUUGUGUCAGUUAAUAUUUACUUUUGUGUACAUUUAGUUUUUAGUGUCCAUUUUUAUUUCUGGAUUUGUGUUCCCUGGUUUAUAACUGAAAUGCAUAAAACAAUUAAAUAUAAA